CCAAACUACUUCUUCUUGCGUUGCUAGCACCAACAUCAUCAGCAACAGGCAGCCCCCUGUUGGUUCGUGACAGCAGAAGCGCAUCGAACAAACCGCAAGCGGGCUACUCGCAACGCAUCCAUAUCUCUUUCAAUGGCGGUCCGGCAGCGCAGAAACAACCAGGCACGCCGGUGCCUCCGGGCGCUGCCGUUGCCCCUGCCGCUGCCGCUGCUCUUGCUACUGCCCCUGCUGCUGCCCCACAACGCGGCAAGAGCGGUUGCGGAGAAGUUCGACCCGUACAUCGUCAACGGCGGCCUCGUCAGCGCCGUAGCCGGAAGAAACUUCGCCAUCAUCGCCUCCGACACCCGCAUGAUCGGCGAGGGGGGCUACGUCCUCCAAUCCCGGAGCCACCUGUCGAACCGGCUGUGGUCGGUCGGAGGAGGCGGCAACGGCGACGACGAAAGGGGCCUCGUAGCGGGCAUCGAGGAGUCCCUGCGAGGCAGCAGCGGCGACGGCUCCCGUUACCACCGGGCGGCGAGGGUGAUCGAACUGGAGGACACCACCGUGGCAGAGGCUCCCGUCUGGAUCGGGUCCUCCGGGUGCAGCACCGAUUGCUCCCAGCUCCGAAAGGUGGUCCGCGCCGACGUUCGGGCGGCCUCGCACUUUGGACAGGUGUCCUUCUCCAGCCCCGAGAGCAUCGCCAACCUCCUGGGGCAGACCCUGUACGGGAGGCGGGGCUUUCCCUACUACGCCUUUUGCGUCGCCAGCGGACUCGGGGACACCGAAACCGACCCCUGCGGCAGGGCGUACGUCUACGACGCGAUCGGGUCGUACGAACGGGUCGCCGUGGCGGCGGCCGGGACGGGCCGCGAGCUCCUGCAGCCCGUCCUGGACCGCGCCUUUGGGGCGUCGUCGUCGUCGUCGUCCCCCGACCCGCGGAGGGUGGUCGACGGGACCCCCUCCGAAGCGAUCGAGGCCCUCUGCUCGGCCUACCGAUCGGUCUCGGAGCGGGAGAUCGGCGUCGGAGACGCGCUGGUCCUGCACGUGUCGGAACGCAGGCCGAGCGGGGCCGUCCGCCGCCGCGUGUUCGUCGUCCCCCUGAAGGAGCACUGAGCGGGGCCGGGCCGGGCCGGGCCGGGUUGGACCCGGGACGGGGCGAUAUGGAUCGCAUCGCACCGCAUCGCAACGGACUUGGUGGGGCCGGGCCGCCAAACAUCGGACGCGCGGGAUCGCGUCGCUGCGUGCACCGAAUGGUUUGCAGGCAGCGGGAUGCAUCCAGAACGGAUCCGCGGGCCGGAGAACCCGAGCGGAGCUCUUGUUCUGCUCCAUCGAUGCGUCUGUUCCGCGGCGACGUCGAACGCAUGCCAUGUCGAAACGACGGACCGACAGCCUUGCCCCGCCCCGCACCACGCGGCCACGGCGACCGCAACCAUUCCGAUCGAGCUGCGCUCGCGGAUUGCGCCGGCAAGAUGGGAUUGGUCGCACGAGGGACAAAGCUCUACACGAGCGAGCUGCCGGAGGCAACAAGCGAAUCCAUUCUGUGCUUCCGUUCUGCAAUCGUUGUCCGAAACAAAACGGCCAGGAUUGCCGGAGCCCCGGCGACGGCACUGACCAUUUUGUCUCGUAGUUCUCUCUGUGGGGCCCGGUACAAACCCCAAUCACGAGUAGAUAGCGAAUAACAGCGAGUAAGCUCACUCUUUACCGAAGAGCCACCUAGCAUCCCUCAAUAAGGAGUAUUUCGCAGG
This is a messenger RNA of Pseudo-nitzschia multistriata, 1724 nucleotides long. The record is from the annotation of a GenBank genome assembly. Lineage: Eukaryota; Bacillariophyta; Bacillariophyceae; Bacillariales; Bacillariaceae.